ACUGCACAGCAAAAUCAAAAGGAUCGCUUCGCAACCCCUUCAAAACCAGGAAUAAUCCAGCAUCCAUCUCAUCAUGAACUUCAACCAGAUCUUUGUUUUUGUCGCCCUUAUUAUGGCCAUCUGCUUAGGACAGUCUGAGGCCGGUUGGCUGAAGAAGAUUGGCAAGAAAAUCGAACGCGUUGGCCAGCACACUCGGGAUGCCACCAUCCAGGGUUUGGGAAUCGCUCAGCAAGCUGCCAAUGUUGCAGCUACUGCCAGAGGAUAA
This is a messenger RNA of Drosophila serrata, 265 nucleotides long. RefSeq names its product cecropin-A2-like. The record is from RefSeq and is a predicted model, not a curated record. Gene Ontology annotation, cellular component: extracellular region. Gene Ontology annotation, biological process: antibacterial humoral response; defense response to Gram-positive bacterium; defense response to Gram-negative bacterium. NCBI's taxonomy places the organism in Eukaryota, Metazoa, Arthropoda, Insecta, Diptera, Drosophilidae.